Erigeron canadensis is the source of this 373-nucleotide messenger RNA. RefSeq lists its product as uncharacterized. NCBI's taxonomy places the organism in Eukaryota, Viridiplantae, Streptophyta, Magnoliopsida, Asterales, Asteraceae. The transcript has 3 exons. The record is from RefSeq and is a predicted model, not a curated record. Bases 42 to 308 code for a protein of 88 amino acids.
AAAUAGAGCGAAAAAAAAGGGAAAAAUUAAUUAACGAAUGAAUGAGAAACCCGCCUUCUUUGGUGUCACUUGCAAUUGAUGCAACUGUUUUGAAUCUUCAAAAUAUUUAUUCAGAUCUUUCUUUUCUUCCUGAUCAUAUCCUCAUCGAUCUCUUUCUUAGAACCCUCAAGGCUGGGAAACUAACCCCGAGGAUCUUGAAGAUUUUUGUGGCAACCGAGAAGGAAGAAGUUCUCUCUAUGAUCCAAGGACUUAAUAUUCAGCUUGUUUUGACUCCUGUCCUUCCCACCAGAUGUUCAGACAAGUUCUAAUUCCAACACAGCUGGCGCUCAUUCACUUGAUUCAAAUAAUAUUGAGGUUCACAAAAAGAAGCUGU